Leucoraja erinaceus (little skate) is the source of this 1484-nucleotide messenger RNA. Its product is annotated as 39S ribosomal protein L23, mitochondrial-like. NCBI's taxonomy places the organism in Eukaryota, Metazoa, Chordata, Chondrichthyes, Rajiformes, Rajidae. The transcript has a single exon. Gene Ontology annotation, molecular function: structural constituent of ribosome. Gene Ontology annotation, cellular component: mitochondrial large ribosomal subunit; ribosome. The record is from RefSeq and is a predicted model, not a curated record. The coding region runs from base 370 to 831 and encodes 153 amino acids. Gene Ontology annotation, biological process: mitochondrial translation.
GCUAGAGAAUUUCAGACCCGUAACAUCAAAGUAACUUUUUCCACUAGAUUUUCAAAAACAAAGGUCUUUUUAAUAGCAGUGUUUAUUUUUGUUACUGCAAGCUAAAAAUAGUAAAGACUGUCUGUUACAUUGUUCAAUAAAGUAUCAUUGCACAGGAGUCAAUGGAAGCAAUUGCUUGCCAAUUUCAAUGCGUACUUACAGUGAAACUAAUUAAGUCAGUCAAUUUUAUUCAUCACAUGCACCCGAAGGUGCAGUGAAAUUUGCCAGCAGCGAUAAACUUAAAAAGAACACACAAUACACAAUUGAAUUUAACAUGAACACCCACCACUGAAUUCUUCACUGUGUUGGGGCCGGGGAAGCUGCGACGCGAUGGGGCGGAGGGUGAUCUAUCCACUGUAUCAAUAUGGAAACCCUCAACUCAGGAUAUUUCGAACCAACUUUUUUAUGACCCUGGUGAGGCCUGGGAAGGAGCAACAAGACGAUACAGGCCAGUUUAGGAUCCCCAUCGAGAUGACAAAACCUGACGUGAAAAAUUACCUACAGGACAUAGACAGUGUCCCAGUGGCUGCAGUUAGGACCAGAAUACAAUAUUGUACUAACAAGAAGAGAAAUCAUACGAAUCAGAAGGUGAAGUGGCCUGAUUAUAAAGUUGCCUAUGUUCAGUUAGCUGAAGGUCAGACUUUCAAUUUUCCAAACAUUUUUCCCAAGAAGGAUCAAACCGCUGAAUCAGGCUCUCUGGAAGAAAUCCAAAAUAAGUUCUUGGCAGAAGAUAAACAGAAACAGAAAGCAGACCCACGGCGAGGGGGUGUCACUGAAUGGUUUGGACUUUGAGACGCACUUCUUUGGAAGUUGAGAUAUUUUUCAGAAGAAUUAUCAUUCAGAUACUGUUCAUCAUGAGCGGUAACUUUGUAGACAUUAUACAUUUUGAUAACUAUUGCUCACCAACUUUCCAGUGAUUUGUGUCCAUUACUUAUAAAGCAGCGGUGUAGUGCUCUGUUACGUAAUGGCUGCGAGUCAGUUUUGAUGUCCAUUAAUUGAAAAUCCAGUUCAAUAUGCUGACCAUAAGAGCAGAAUUAGGCCAUUCAGCCCAUCACGUCUGCUCCGCCAUUCGACCAUGGCUGAUCUAUUUUUCCCUGUCAAUCCCAUUCACCCGUAAUCUUUGACGCCCUUACUAAUCAAGAACCUAUCAAUCUCUGCUUUAAAAAUACCCAAUGAAUUGGCCUCCACAGCCGUUAUUAGUAUUACUGAAGGUAGCUCAUGUAUGGGUGCUAAACUGAAUGUGUACGUAAGUUAAUAUAUCCUGCACCCGACAGUUUAUGCUAAUUUUUAAGAGGGCAGACUUGAUGUUUGUUGGGGGUUGGAGAGAAGGUACGUGGAAAAUAAAUUUAAUUAUUUGAAGACCAACUGCCAAGGAAUUUAUUGAGUUACUUUUGUAAACUUUUUUUUGAGAGAAAAUCAAAUGCAAGUGUAUCUGGGCAAAAAAA